Messenger RNA from Gossypium raimondii (Peruvian cotton), 3373 nucleotides. RefSeq names its product FRIGIDA-like protein 5. NCBI's taxonomy places the organism in Eukaryota, Viridiplantae, Streptophyta, Magnoliopsida, Malvales, Malvaceae. The transcript is spliced from 5 exons. The record is from RefSeq and is a predicted model, not a curated record. The coding region runs from base 238 to 3168 and encodes 976 amino acids.
UCUGGGCAGAAAAGGAAAAGACUCCUUACGCAGAAAUAAUUCUGGUCGUUAACAAAAGCUUCUCGCCACGGUACCAUCAAAAGUUACAUACAAAAAAAUCCCUCCCUUUCUUCCCACCUUAGGGUUUCUCUGUUUCUUUUAAACUGUGCCAAAAACCUUAACUAGCCGGAUUUUGGAAUUGUUGGUUUUAUAUACUUUUUAACAGUGGAAAAGUUUCUGUUUGGGGGGGUUCCUUCAAUGGAGGAUCUUAAGACAGAGUUGAAACUUGGUGAGUUAAAGAGGGAGAACCUUCGUAAGUCACUUGAGCAAGCCAAUGGUCUAGCGUCUUCAGUUCUGUUGUUUACUUUACAAUGGAAAGAAUUGGAGAGUCAUUUUGAUUCGAUUCAACAGAAAAUUGAGGAAAGGGUUGCUGUUUUUGAGUUGCGAGAAAAAGAGCUUGAAACUACUAUGAGAGUAUCGAGGGAAAGACAAGAAGAGAUUGGUUUGAAAGAAAUUGAAUUAAGUUUGUUGAGUAAAAAGGUUGACGAAUGUAAUGUUGAGCUUACGUUUAAAGAAGAGGAAAUUGAUCGGAAGCGGAAAUUGCUGGAAGAGUGUUCAUCGGAGUUUAAAUCAAAAAAUCAGGAGUUGGAUUUGGUUAGAAAAUGGGUUGAGGAUUGUUCUAAGGAGCUUAGUUUGAAGAACAAGCAAUUGUGUUCUGUGCAAAAGUUGAUAAGUGAAUGUUGUGAGAAGCUAGAAGGGAAGGAGAAACAAUUGAUUUUGGUUGAUGAACAAAUUCGAAAAUCCAGUAAUGGAACUGAUGUGUUGAAAGAGGAGUUGGAAUGUUUGCAAAACUCGAUAAAGGAAUGCUCUAAUCAACUCGAUAUGAAACGGACUGAACUUGUUCAAAGCCAAGAAAUGGUUGAGGACCAGUGCAAACAGCUUAAUGAGAAUGAGAAAAAACUAGAUUCAAUCAAGUCCUUGAUUCAGGAUUAUGAGGAAGAACUUGAAGCCAAAAGGGAAAAAUAUGAAGCACUUGACAAAUCUAUCUGUUUUCAUGCUGCUAAACUUGAUUAUAAGGAGAAGAAAUUGGGGUCGAUCAAUGAAAAAAUUAGGCAUCGCUUGCAAGAGCUUCAUUCAAGAGAUGAUGAACUUGGUUCACUCCAAACAUUGAUUCUAAGGAGAGAAAAACAACUUGAAUCAACAAAGGAGGAGCUCAAAUCAGUUGAAGCAAGGGUGAAACAAUGUUCCAAGGAUAUCGAAUUGAAAAACCAAGAGUUCAAUGCUAUACAAAUGUCCACGGAAGAACUCAGUCAAGAACUCCAUUUGAAAGAGAAAAAACUCAGCUUGGUCCAAAUAUCAAUUGAAGGAUGCUCCAAGCAGCUCGAAGCAAAGGAGGAAGAGCUUACCUCAAUUAAAAACUCAAUCUUGGAGUGCACCAAGGAAUUUGAAUCAAAACAACUGCAGCUUGAAGCAAUACAAAAAUCUCAAGAGGAACUCUCUGGCACGCUUGAGUCAAAAGAAAAGCAACUGGAUUUAGUCGAAAAGGCAUGCGGUGAACGCCUACAGGAGGCUAACAUGAAGGAGAAGCAUCUUGAUUUGCUUAAAAGAUCAUUAGAGGAAGGCUUGGAAAAACUGGAAACAGAAAAGAGGCAAUUUGAAGGUCGUGUCAAGGAGUUUGAACUGAGGGAAAAUCGAUUUGGUUCCGUCCAAAAGGCUUUUGAACAGAGAAGUAAAGAACUCGAAUUGAAAGAGAAGAAACUAUCUAAUGGCCUUCACUCUCAAGUGAGCAGCAAGAAUCCUAGUUCUUUCUUCUCGCAGGCUGUUGGAAUCGCUAACACAGAAUCAGUGAACUCCAUCAUCCCUAAUCAAAUAAAGAUGGAAAAUCCGGAAAAUUUUAUCAUUUGCAGAGCAAGUGAAGCUUUGUCUGCUGAUCUUGUGGUUGGUGCUACAAUGGAUGGAAUGGAUUUGCAGGGGAUCCUCAAUAAGCAUUUAGAUGAGCCAGAUUUGAGAAAGAAUGAAGUUCUGAGUGCUCUUCAAAUGUCACCUGAUCCAGCCAAGUUUGUUCUAGAUCUAAUGCUAUGGAUAUCUUCUCAACAUAAGAAGAAGGGUGGGACAGGAUUCGAAGAAAGUGCUCUGAAGAUUUCUCUCCUUAUGUUGGAGCAACUUUUGCAAGUCUCACCGCAUGUACAACCUAAGGUGAAAGCAGACGCAUUGAAGUUGGCAAGCGAGUGGAAAGCAAGGAUGAAACUGAAUGCAGACAAUUAUAUCGAAAUAUUGGGUUUUUUGCAGUUUAUUGCUGCUUUUGGAUUAGUGUCCUCUUUUAAUAGAGAUGAAAUCUUCAAACUUCUUGGCACUACUGCUCAACACCAGCAGGCUCGAAAUGUAUGCCGGGUCCUUGGACUUACAGAUAUGAUUCCUGGAUUCAUUCAAAGUCUAAUAGAAAGGAAGCAGUAUAUCGAAGCUGUUAGAUUUGUUUGUGCAUUUGAUUGCAAGGAUAAGUGCCAACCAAAACAGCUCUUAACCUUAUUCUUGCAGGAUGUAAACAAGGUGGCUUGUCAACGCUGCAAGAUUGGGAAGAAUUCGCCUGAAGUUCGGCAAAAGGCUACAGAUGAACAGAUUGCUGCUUUGAAAUCCGUAAUUGAAUGCAUUAAAGAUUGUAAGCUUGAAUCGUGUAUGCCAGUUGAGGUCAUUGAGAAUUACAUCGCUGAGCUAGAAAUGCAAAAGAUGAACAUGACAUUUUCUGCACCAGCCCCUGCCCCUGCAGUUGAGCCAAUAGUGAUCCCUUCUGGGCCCUGGAAUCAACCGAGUCCUGUUCUUGCAGCUCAACGGCGGUUUCAGGGUGGGAUUCAUGCUUUCACUCCGGGGACUCAACCACUAGGCCAAUUUCAUGGUGGGAUCUAUGCUUCCACACUGGGGACUCAACCACUGGGGCAGUUUCGCGGUAGGAUCUAUGCUUCCACACCGGGGGCUCAACCGCAAGGGCAGUUUCACGGUGGGAUCUAUGCUACCACACCGGGGGCUCAACCGCAAGGGCUAAGCAAUAAGCGUGCUCGGACUGAUGGACCAGUUAUUAACUCCUAUAGACCUCAAGUAGCAACUGUUAACCCCUAUAUUCGUCCAGCUUCACCGUAUGGGUUAGGCAUUCCACGUAAUCAAGAUAUGGCCCAUUUUGGUCGGCAGCCAAAUUAGAACGUUCAUCUACUUCAAUAUUGCUGAAGAAAACUACCUGAUCCACAACAAGCCCAAGCGUAGAUCCUGUCCAGUAACUUUCCGACAACCUGUACAUAUUUUGUAUAUAUAUAUAUAUGAAGCAGCCCUAACCCGGACCGACAACAGUCAUUUCCGACUGAUCUGAAUCUAAUUAUAACAUUUAUUAAAGGAGUUGAUUCUCAUA